Messenger RNA from Physcomitrium patens, 795 nucleotides. Its product is annotated as large ribosomal subunit protein eL18. The record is from RefSeq and is a predicted model, not a curated record. Gene Ontology annotation, cellular component: ribosome; cytosolic large ribosomal subunit. Gene Ontology annotation, molecular function: structural constituent of ribosome; RNA binding. Lineage: Eukaryota; Viridiplantae; Streptophyta; Bryopsida; Funariales; Funariaceae. Gene Ontology annotation, biological process: translation.
GGCGGAUUCCGAGCCCUCAUCGGACGGCCAAAAGGAGGGCCAUGAACUAGCCUUAGGGUUGGAGGCAUCGAAAGAUCAGUCUCUUCAAACCCUCAAGCUUCUACCCUGCGAGAUUUCUCUCCGUUGUUGCAGCCAUGGGUAUCGACUUGAAGGCCGGGGGCCGCAACAAGAAGACCAAGCGCACCGCGCCCAAGAGUGGCAAUGUUUAUCUAAAGCUCCUUGUGAAGUUGUACCGGUUUUUGGUUAGAAGAACGGACGCUCCAUUCAAUGCAGUCGUGCUGAAGCGGCUGUUUAUGAGCCGUAUCAACCGACCUCCUAUCUCCAUGUCCCGACUUGUGAGAUAUAUGAAGGGCAAGGAAGACAAGAUUGCCGUUAUAGUCGGGUCAGUCACUGACGACACCAGGAUCUAUGAAGUCCCAGCUUUGAAGGUGGCAGCUCUCCGCUUCACCGAAACUGCCCGCGCUCGCAUCUUGAAGAACGGAGGAGAGGUUUUGACCUUUGAUCAGCUUGCACUGAGAGCUCCAACCGGAUCCAACUGUGUGCUGUUGAGGGGACCAAAGAAUGCUCGUGAGGCGGUGAAGCACUUCGGAGCACCUGGUGUACCACGUAGUCACGCCAAGCCCUACGUGCGUUCCAAGGGCCGCAAGUUUGAGAAGGCUCGUGGUCGUCGUAACAGCAGAGGGUUUAAGGUUUAAACAAUGCUCUUUCUGUGAUAGAAGAAGUUACUUCUUCACACGCUUGUGUACGUUGAAUUUUAAUUGAUUCAAACCCCAUUGCACGCCCUAUUUUAUGUCA